AUGGCGCAGGAAGGCAGUGUUUAUGAAGUCACACUUGGUGUGGUUGGCAUGACUUGUGGCUCCUGUGUUCAAUCCAUAGAGCAGCGGAUCGGUUCUUUUCCGGGGGUAAUACACAUAAAGGUCUCUUUAGAGGAGGCAAAUGCCACAGUUAUUUAUAACAACACCCACCAAAGCGAAGAGUCCCUGUUGAAGGCCAUCGAUGACAUGGGAUUCGAAUCAAGUUCAUCAGCAUCCGGCGCGGCCGCACCAGUUCAUAUUGACAGCCAGCUGAUCCCCACAUCCGAACUGACGUCUGCGGCUCGACAGGAGGCUUUGGAGAAGCUGUCUCAGAUCGCAGGAGUACUGAAUGUCAGAGAAAGUCCGACCAAAGAGGACUUCACCGUCACUUUUGUGCCGUCUUUGACGUCCGUACAGGAGCUUACCAAAAUUAUUUUGAGCGCCUCGCCAUCAGAGAACGCUACUCCUGCUAGCCCUGUUCCAAAAGACUUGCCAGGUUCUCCAUCGCACAACUCAGAAAGUAAAGCGGCGCUCAUGAAGAUGAGCAUUCAAGGCAUGACCUGUCAUUCAUGCACAACCACAAUUGAGGGGAAGAUUGGAAAAUUAAAAGGGAUUGAAAAGAUCAAAGUCAGUUUGGAUUCUCAGGAAGCUGCAAUUGUGUAUCUGCCUUACCUCAUCAGUGUUCAGACCAUCAUUGACCAGAUUUCUUUGGCCGGCUUUAAAGCUUGUGUGAAGUCCAAACCACGCCCUUUGCAACUGUCCCUUAGUCAAGUUGAACAGUUUGCCGAUUCUCAAAAAACGAGCGUUUCUCCACCAUUAGAGGAGGAGAUCUUCAUUGACACAAUGUUCGUGGCGCUCAUGGUAAAAGGGAUGCACUGUCGAUCCUGCGUGGUCAAUAUCCAAGACAACAUCUCCACAUUGCCUGGUGUAUCAUCUGUGGAGGUCUCUCUUGAGGAGGAGAAGGCCUCCAUCUGCUAUGACCCGCAGAAAGUUACAGUUUCUCAAUUACAGCAGGCAAUUGAAGCACUUCCCCCGGGGAACUUCAAGACUCAACCCUGGGAUUCUUCUGGGCUCCUCAGCCCUCCAGCUACCUCACCUCCGCUGACUUUAUCUUCACCUCCAGUGUUUGGAUUAUCCCUGGCCAAACCUGCUGUACCCCAACCUUGUUUUAUCCAGCCUCUAGCAUACACAGCCAAGAUUGACAUUGAGGGCAUGACAUGUAAUUCCUGCGUCCAGACUAUCGAAGGAGUGAUGUCUGAAAGGAAAGGUGUGAUGUCGGCCCGGGUCUCUCUGGAUGAUCGGCAGGGUUUCUUUGAAUAUGAUCCGCUAUUGGUCUCCCCAGAGGAGCUUAGGGAUGCCAUAGAAGACAUGGGCUUUGAGGCCUUCUUACCUGAGAAUAAUACCCCGUCAGCCGUGUCACGUUCUAAUGUCUCCAAGUCUUCAAGUCUAGCGCCAAUGAGAGAUAAGGAAGUAGACAUCAACCUCCUCAAAGAGACACCUUUGGAUCGCAAAACAGACAGGCGAGACAAAAACAUUAGUGCGAACAAGUGCUUCAUCCAGAUCCGAGGCAUGACCUGUGCAUCAUGUGUGGCGAACAUUGAGCGAAACCUCAAAAAUGAACCUGGUAUCUACACUGUUUUGGUAGCGUUAAUGGCUAGUAAGGCCGAAGUACGGUAUAAUGCCGAAAUGAUCGACCCUGGGAAGAUUGUGGAGUGCGUGAACGAGCUGGGCUUCUCAGCCUCAGUUAUGGAGAACUAUGAAGGUUCAGAUGGCAACCUGGAAUUAGUGGUCAGGGGAAUGACUUGUGCCUCUUGUGUCCACAAAAUUGAAUCAAGCCUUAUGAAAGAAAAUGGGAUUAUAUAUGCCUCUGUUGCCUUAGCAACCAACAAAGCACACUUCAAGUAUGACUCUGGAGUGAUAGGACCGCGAGACAUCAUUAAGCUGAUUGGGAGUUUGGGUUUUGAAGCAUCUCUAGUGAAAAGAGACCGUGCCGCCAGCCACUUGGACCACAGCAAAGAGAUACGACAGUGGAGGAAAUCCUUCCUGGUGAGCCUAGUAUUCUGUGUGCCUGUGAUGGGUAUGAUGAUAUACAUGAUCAUCAUGGACCACCAGAUGAAUGUUUCACAUCACCACAACGCCACGGCCGAAGACCGCAAUCACUUCCAUGCCACCAUGUUCUUAGAGAGGCAGUUGCUCCCAGGCCUCUCUGUCAUGAACUUGCUCUCUUUCCUCUUUUGUGUGCCUGUGCAGUUUAUUGGUGGUCGCUACUUCUAUAUUCAAGCCUACAAAGCAGUAAAACACAGAUCUGCCAACAUGGACGUGCUUAUUGUACUGGCAACCUCCAUAGCCUUUACGUACUCCUCCAUGGUACUAAUAGUGGCCAUGGCGGAGAAAGCAAAAGUCAACCCCAUCACUUUCUUUGACACCCCGCCGAUGCUCUUUGUUUUCAUCUCAUUGGGACGCUGGCUGGAACAGAUAGCCAAGAGCAAAACAUCUGAGGCUCUUUCAAAGCUCAUGUCCCUGCAAGCCACUGAGGCCACAGUGGUCACUCUCAGUAGCGAUUCAUCCAUUCUAAGUGAGGAUCAAGUGGAUGUUGAACUUGUACAGAGGGGAGAUGUAGUAAAGGUUGUCCCUGGUGGAAAGUUUCCAGUUGAUGGCAGAGUCCUUGAAGGUCAUUCCAUGGCAGAUGAGUCUCUCAUCACAGGUGAGGCCAUGCCUGUGACCAAGAAGCCAGGGAGUGUUGUGAUUGCGGGCUCCAUUAACCAGAAUGGCUCCCUGCUGGUCAGCGCUACACAUGUUGGCAUGGACACCACCCUGUCGCAGAUUGUCAAAUUAGUUGAAGAAGCUCAGACCUCAAAAGCUCCUAUCCAGCAGUAUGCUGAUAAGAUCAGCGGCUACUUUGUACCCUUCAUUGUCGGCGUGUCUGUCCUCACUUUGAUUUCCUGGAUUAUCAUUGGGUUCCUGGAUUUCCCUCUUGUGGAAAAAUACUUUCCAGGUUAUGACAAGAGCAUUUCCCGGGCUGAAGCGGUGAUUCGCUUCGCUUUCCAGGCCUCCAUAACAGUCUUAUGCAUUGCCUGUCCGUGCUCCCUCGGUCUGGCGACGCCGACGGCUGUCAUGGUGGGCACUGGGGUUGGAGCUCAAAAUGGCAUUCUGAUAAAAGGAGGGGAACCUCUGGAAAUGGCGCACAAGGUCCAGUCGGUGGUGUUUGAUAAGACCGGGACCAUUACGUAUGGCGCUCCAAACGUUGUCCAGGUGAAAAUACUCGUGGAGGGCAACAAGAUGCCCCGCUCUCGACUGCUCGCUAUCGUGGGCACAGCAGAGAACAACAGCGAACAUCCUUUAGGAGCGGCUAUCACCAAAUACUGCAAGCAGGAGCUCGGCACGGAGUCGCUCGGCACGUGCACAGAAUUCCAGGCCGUUCCGGGCUGUGGCAUUCGGUGUCGGGUCAGCAACACAGAGAUGCUGUCAAAGCACGUGGACAGUGACAGCGAGGACAACAACCAGCGCAACAGCUUGCUUGUUCAGAUCAGCGACACCCUAACGUCCAGCAGCUCUCAUCCUCUUAUAAUGGAUCCACAGCCACCUAGCCUGGACCAGACUGCAAGCUACGUCGUCUUGAUUGGUAAUCGAGAGUGGAUGAGGAGGAAUUGUCUGCAGAUCCGGCCUGACAUAGACGAUGCCAUGAUAGAGCACGAGCGCAGAGGACGUACCUCUGUUUUGGUUGCUGUAGACAAUCUGCUGUGUGCCAUGAUAGCCAUAGCAGACACAGUCAAACCGGAAGCUGAGCUUGCAGUGCAAACUCUUACCAGCAUGGGGUUGGAGGUUGUGUUGAUGACGGGAGACAACAGCAAGACAGCAAGGGCCAUUGCUUCACAGGUGGGCAUCAGGAAGGUGUUUGCAGAGGUGCUUCCCUCCCACAAAGUGGCUAAAGUGGAGCAGCUCCAGCAGGCUGGGAAAAGGGUCGCCAUGGUGGGCGACGGCAUCAACGACUCGCCCGCCCUGGCCAUGGCAGACGUCGGCAUCGCCAUAGGAACCGGCACAGAUGUGGCCAUCGAGGCGGCAGACGUUGUCUUGAUCAGGAAUGACCUUUUAGAUGUCGUCAGCAGUAUCGACCUCUCUAAAAAGACCGUCAAGAGGAUCAGGAUAAACUUUGUCUUCGCUCUCCUCUACAACCUGGUUGGCAUUCCCAUCGCUGCAGGUGUGUUCCUUCCCAUCGGCCUUGUGUUACAGCCAUGGAUGGGUUCCGCCGCCAUGGCGCUAUCUUCAGUCUCUGUGGUCGUGUCCUCGCUUCUACUCAAAUGCUACGCCAAGCCCACAGCAGAGAAGCUGGAGGCCAGGCUGGGCGGCGACAGGCGGCAGGGCAGCCUGUCCGAUGUCAGCGUCCACAUCGGCAUGGGCGACCUGCGGCGAUCCUCGCCCAAGCUCAGCCUCUUCGACCGCUUUGUCAGCUACAGCCGGGCGUCCAUCAACUCACUGCGCUCCGACAAGCGCUCUAUCCACAGCCUGGUGCUCAGCGAGCCCGACAAACACUCACUCCUGGUGGGGGAGGCGACGUGCGACGAGGUCAUCUGCUGA
Messenger RNA from Nerophis lumbriciformis (worm pipefish), 4572 nucleotides. The record is from RefSeq and is a predicted model, not a curated record. Lineage: Eukaryota; Metazoa; Chordata; Actinopteri; Syngnathiformes; Syngnathidae.